Molecule: messenger RNA, 7159 nt
Organism: Astyanax mexicanus (Mexican tetra)
Lineage: Eukaryota; Metazoa; Chordata; Actinopteri; Characiformes; Acestrorhamphidae
Gene: golim4a
Product: golgi integral membrane protein 4a
Exons: 16
Coding region: 310-2313 (667 amino acids)
Cellular component (GO): Golgi membrane; Golgi apparatus
Source: RefSeq, a predicted model, not a curated record
CCUUCAGGUCCGCUGUUGGAUGGCAGGCGCAACUGCAACUUAGGUGACACGUAAACUAAAAAAGUGCAGACGGUGUGAAGAGCUCGGGCCUGUGGCGCGUGAGAAUGACUUUAGAGUUAUUGGUUAUAGAUUAUUUAUUAGUUUAAUGGGUGGAGAAGUUGCUGUGGGCCUGGGUUUAUCUUUUUCUGGAUCUGAAUCUGGAUUUUAGGGAAGUUCUGAGAGUUCUGGAAGUUCUUGGAGUUCUGGGAGUUCUGGACUGGGCUGGACUUGGCUGGAGUGGGCUGUGGGACCCCCAGGAAUGACCCUCUCAUGCAGGCUGAGGAUGAUCUCCAGCUCUUAGCUCCAGAAACUGGUGGUUUUAUGAGUGCAGGGAGCUCCUCAGCUCUUUACAGAAGUCAGGAGGGGAAGUUGGGUGGAGGUUUCUACAGCAGGAGAAGCUGCAGCAGCAGGAGCCUGGGCCAGGCCACCACCAUGGCUAACGGGGUUUGCUCCAGGAGGCAGAGGAAGAUCCUGCAGACCCUCCUGGUGCUCACCCUGGUGUGUGGGGGGCUCUAUGGGGCUAUGGUGGCUUAUGAGACCCACAGGCAGCUGAAGAGGACCGAGGCCAUGUCCCUGAAGUACCAGCAGCACCAGGAGGCUCUCUCAGCUCAGCUGCAGGUUGUGUACGAGCAUCGAUCCAGGCUGGAGAAAUCUCUGCAGAAGGAACGUCUGGAGCACAAGAAAGCCAAAGAAGAUUACCUGGUCUAUAAACUCGAGGCCCAGCAGUCCUUAAACAAGGAGAAGCAAGAUGCCAGCAGCAGGUUCGGCUCUCUGCAUUCACAGCACCAGAUGCUGAAGUCGCAACAUGAGGAUCUGAAGAAGCAGUUCUAUGAGCUGCAGGAGCAGCACCAGGCUCAGGGUGAUGACCACAGUAAGGUUGUGGACCAGCACCGCCAGAGAUACGAUCAGCUCCAGCAGGCCAAAGAGCACGAGAUCUCCAAACUGAAAGAAAGUGUUUAUAAUCUGCGGGAGGAGAACAGGCAGCUGAGGAAGGCCCAUCAGGAGAUUCAUGUGCAGCUUCAGGAUACACGGCUGCAGCACAAGGAUUUAAAAGCAGCCCACGAUCAGCUUGUGUUGACUCUGGAGGACCACAAGAGUGCGCUAGCAGCGGCCCAGGUCCAGGUGGAUGAGUAUAAGCAGCUGAAGGAGACUCUGAAGGAGAAGCCCCCUGCAGCCGGUCUGCAGGUUCAACCAGCUCAUAUCAAACAGCCUGAGGAGCAUCAGGACACGCAGUCACGGCUGGAGCAUCAGGAGAACAGUCCAGUAAAGGCAGAACUUGAUGCAGUACAGGAGGAGGAGGAGAGGAGGCGGGAUCAGAUAGAUCAGGACCUUCACAAACCUGAAGAGCCUGAACACCAAGACCCUGAAGCAGAACAGAACCAGCCUGAUGAGAACGCCAUAGAUCUGCAGCAGCAUGCAGUACAUCUGGUCCGUCCCACUCAGAAGUCUCUGUUGGAGCAGCAGCAGGAGCAGCAGCGUCUGGCUUUGCGGCUGGCCGGCGAGCGGCGGCAGCUCCACCAGCGGCAGGAGGAGCUCCAGCGGCAGCAGCUCCAGCAGCAGAGAGAGAGAGAGGAGAGGGUGAAGCAGGAGAAGGAGAGAGAGGAACGGCAGCACAGGGAGGCUGAUCUCAGAGAACAGCGGCUACGGGAGGAACAGCUCAGGAAGAAGGAACACUAUGAAAACUUAGAUGCUGCUGCUGUCCAGGAUGAGGACGAUGCACGGGUUGAUCUUGAGGACGAGAAUAAUCUGCAUCAAGAUGAAGAGCCCAGGCAUGAGGAGGAGCAGCAGCUCCAUCAUGAAGAGCAACCCAUCGAGGCCGAGAUCGACCCAGCCGACGACCCCAACAACCAGGGAGAGGAUGAGUUUGAGGAGGCGGAGCAACAGGUUCAUGAGGAGGAGGAGCAUGAGGAGCCUGUGCUUCCAGGCCACGCUGAUACACAUUUACACGCAGGCAAUCAGCAGCAUCCCCCUGCAGACGAGCAGCUGGUGAUGGCAGGAAAUCCCGAUCAGCAGGAGGACAACCUGGAGGAGCAGUAUCAGGAGGAGGGAGAUGAAGAGGUUCAGGAUGACCUGCCUGAAGAGCAGAAGCCAGAAGAAGCAGGAGAAGAACCAGAUCCUUACAAUGAGGAGAAUGGAGAGCAGGAUGAUGCCAGAGAGCAGGAAGAGGCGGGGCCAGAGGAUAAACAUCCAGCCAAGCAGCCCAAUGAAGAGGAGAACUACGAAGAGGAGGAGGAGGAGCCUGAGGAGGACGCCAAUCGCAGGGCAGAGAUGUGAGCUGAUGGAGAGAAGGAGGACCAAUCACACCACACUUCCUCUGGACAGGACCUUUUUUAUUUGGUGGGAUUCUCCUUUUUUCUCCUCAUAGCAGAAUUAAACUCUGUGACGCAGAGGUUCUGCAGGACCAGACGGUCCUAAAAGGAGUUGGACACGGACAGAAACCAAAUGCUGGACCUACAGAUCAAACCCACAGCCUUCGGGUUCACCUCGACUUCUCGACUGUGCCUGAGAUUUAAUCAGAAUCUAAAAUGCUCACUUUAGAUGGGUUAGGAACCAAAUAUGUUUGCUUAAAUAUGUGCUUUUUUGCAGUUUAAAUGUAUUUAAUGUAAUUUUCUGAUGUUUGUGAGGUGUCCUUGUGUGUUUUUGUACUUGCGAAGCUGCUGGAGAGCUCUUGAACAUGUAGCCAGAUCAUUUUUUUAAUCAAGCCUCGCAUCAGUCUUUGCUCCACAGCCCUUAAAGGAGAACUCUGGUGUAAAAUGGACUUUUGUUGUAGUAAAACAUGAUAAAAAGUUCUUACCUUUGAUGAAUAGCUCACCUCCGUUCUCCCACAGCGUUCCAAGAUCAAGCAAUUUUAACAGUUUGUCCAAACACCCUUUGGACUGGGUGACAUGGGGUGUAAUUUGCCCUGAUAAAUCACUUUUUUCCACCGUUAUCCAGCUCAAAGUAGCUCCACACCUCCUUGCUAGAAUCUGGAGAGCCCUGACAUUUAAAACACGAGGCAUUAAUAACUUAAAACGUGCACAAGAAGCUUAUUAAAAAACACUGUUUACAUCCUAUAACAACACUAGCUUCAGCUCCGAGCGCUGCCAUCACUGAACUAAAAAUAAUAUAGACAUACAGGGGUUGGACAAUGAAACUGAAACACCUGGUUUUAGACCACAAUAAUUUAUUGUCCUGACAGACAGUUCUGGUGGAAACAGGAGAGUUGAGGUGCACAUUGAAUUCUGCCGUGAUUUGGGCAGCCGUGGUUUUAUGUUUUUUGGAUACAAUCCGGGUUAGCACCCGAACAUCCCUUUCAGACAGCUUUCUCUUACAGCGUCCACAGUUAAUCCUGUUGGAUGUGGUUGGUCCUUCUUGGUGGUAUGCUGACAUUACCCUGGAUACCGUGGCUCUUGAUGCAUCACAAAGACUUGCUGUCUUGGUCACAGAUGCUCCAGCAAGAUGUGCACCAACAAUUUGUCCUCUUUUGAACUCUGGUAUGUCACCCAUAAUGUUGUGUGCAUUGCAAUAUUUUGAGCAGAACUGUGCUCUUACCCUGCUAAUCGAACCUUCACACUCUGCUCUUACUGGUGCAAUGUGCAAUUAAUGCCAUGAAACCUCCCACACUAAAAGGACAGGUGUUUCAGUUUCUUUGUCCAACUCCUGUAUAUAUACAUAGACUUCGCAUAGCCAGAAGGCAAGCUAUGCAGAGUCUAUGUAUAUAUGUCUAUUGUUAAAAUUUCUGGAUCUCAGAACGCUGUGGGAGAACGGAGGUGUGCUAUUCAUCAAAAAAAGUACUUUUUAUCAUGUUUUACUACAACAAAAGUCCAUUUUACACCGGAGAUCUCCUUUAAUUUCCAUCAUGGAUGUGCUUCCUGGUGGUGUGAGUACUGUUACUGUCACAACAUGAAUGUGUCCUAUGUUUGGCGGAUGGAUGUACUGUAGAUGCUAACGACUAUCAUUGCUGUUUUCUUUAGGUUUUUGUUUUAUUCUAUAGUGAAUAUGUAUCAUACGUGGAGCUUCUCGCUCUUGUAAAUUGGUGAUUUAUUAGGUGCAUUAAUCGCUUAUUGCUUUUAUUUGCUUUACUCAAAUACCAAUAACACUGACAAGGCUGGCUUUACAUGGUGAAACUUUACGCAGAGUAAUUCAACAGUUCACCAAAGCAAAUGUAAAAAUACUUAAAGUUCUAUGAGAAACAAUCAAUUUAAAAGUAGAACUGAGUAUCAGAAUUCAAUACUUUUAGGGUAAUGGCUAUGGUCCAACCCUUAUUUUGACUGAACAUUACCGAAGACAGUUUAAUCAAUAUCUUUGUUAAAUUUUCCAAAUUUUAGCUUGUUUUUCUGCUGAAAAACCCAGUUUUUGCUGGUAGCUGGUUGUUUCAGAUGGUCUAAGCUGGUCUUUGAUGGUCAAGGUAUGUAAAAAGCUGGUCUUUGAGGGGAAAAGUACUGAUUCAUAAGAUUUAAAGAUAAUUUCACAGUGCAUUUGCAGCGGUAAUGUCUUAAUUGCAUUCCCAAAAAACACUAUUUGAACUACAGUUGUUUAACUACAGUGUUUUUUUUUAUGAAAGAUUCCUUUACUUCAUCCAAUUAUCCAGAUUAGUUAGCCUACACUUUCUGUAAUGAAAUUAUCUGUUGUCAGUGUGUUUAUAGCAGUGAUGAAAUCCACACAUUUAUCACAAUGCCAAAUUAAUCACAAUAUGAUAAAAUACUGUUAUAUUUUUCAGGUCUACAAAGUGAAGUCUUGUUGGUCGUGCUAGUUAAUGGUGGUUUUGCUAAGCUGGUUAUCCAGUUUGUAUAAUUUGACCAGCUUGCGCAGAGUAGCAUGAUAGCUAGUAAUGGUAACUGGUGAUAAAUACAGUAAUUCAAAAGAAUGAAACCUUAUUAUUCCAAAGACAUUCUUUAUAUUUAGUUUUAAGUCUAUAUGAUUGUCCAUUCUGAUCUUGUGAUAUGUUAUCUGCUGUUUAAUAUGCUGUUUAUACUGUAUUUGUGUGACAAAUUCUGUUUUUUUGCCGCUCAGCUCACCAUGUAAAGCUAGUCUCUAAUCUCCCAAUACUUCUGUGUUACCCUGCGUUCACACUGGCACGUGACUUACAGUGCUACAGGCGGCCAUUCAUUUCCUAUGGAAGGACUUCUUUAUAAAACAAAAAUCGUUCUUCUUUAGGAAAUACAGCAGGGUUUGGUGAGGUAUCGUAAAUGUGAUUAAAUUUAUUAUUUUUUAAAUUCUUUUUUUGCAACUAGAUCUCACUGAUUAACCUGUUUAAUAAGACUUAAUACACAUCUAUAGCAAUAGAACACACUUUCUAGCAAUAGAACUGAUAGACAAAAACCUACAUUCUGUGAUUACAGUUACCAGUACAGCUGAGUUUAAAAUGCUGGUUUAUAACUAGUGCUGAUAUUUUACUUGUGAACGGCUGAUUUUUAGUUUAAUUGUUAUUAUUAUUUUUAGUUCAGAAUAAACAUAAUGCUGCCUGUGUGUAUGUUUGAUAUAUUUUAUCCACAUUGGCAGGUAUCUAAAAAGAUAAAAGCAGUUAAUUUAAACAGGUAUCAAUGCCCUAAACUGCCUCCUGAAAAAAGACAGACACAAAAACCUCCCACUCCUCUGAUGUAUUAUAUUAUAUUAUAUUAUAUUAUAUCAAAGGAUCUUAUCGUGAUGUAAUUGUUAUCUGUCAUAUUCACAAAACUGCCAUUUUUUUUAUAAAACAUCUUAUAGAUGAACACUGCCCAACUACACUUCUAAUUACAGAGAGUAUAUUUAGUUCUGAAUAAUUGUUUUUAGUGCAGAAUAUUAUGAAUACAAAUUAUAUAUUAAUGUACUAUGUAUGGGUUGGUAAUUGAGUUAGAGAGAGUAGGAAUCGGCCAUCAGGACUCUGACUGGCUCAGCAGAUCAAGACGCUCAUACUAAGGCACAGAGGACUGAGGAUACAAACUCAAUUGAGUUCAAUUGUUAAAUUGAGUAGAAAAUGGGGUAACAAUAAAAAAAAAAAAAAAAAAAGUAUUAGCUAUUAUUGAUGUGUUUAUUAAUAAAUAAGUGGUCCAGUAGACUAAGUUUCUUCCACUAUGAUCCAAACAUCACAGAUUCAAAGCCCCGAUUAUGGUACCUGACCUCAGCAGCCAGAGUCAGAGAGAUCACAACUGUCCAAGCUCCCUCUCCCCUCCUCUCUAAUCACUCCUAGUGUUAUGUUGGUCAGCACAGGUAUCUGUUAGCCGAUGUAUCAGAGCUGAGUCGCUGCGCUUUCCUCUGAACGUGCUGUGAUGCUACAUCAGCAGUAGUUGGAAAAAAAAAGUAGGCGGAGCUUUGCUUUACAUGUAUCAGAGGAGGCAUGCGCUAGCCUUCACUCUCCUAGUGUUGUGGAAAUUAGAUAGGAGAGGUCCUAAUGAGUUGAAAAUGUGACUAAAAAAAAUCAAUAAAUGUGCAAUUGUGCAUUAUAAAAAUAUAACAUUUAAGCAUAUCGCUUUAGUGCCAAAGAAAUAAAAAGUAAAAAAUAAAAUUAAUCAGUUUACUUGUCAGAGCCAGCAAAAGUGCCAGAAAAUUGAUAAUAAUAUUUAUUGCCAACUAUAUUUUUUCCUGUAUUAAUUAACACAUGGUUGCCUUAUUCUAUUAAUUGUACACACUUUAUUCUAUUUUCCUGAGCUGCAGCUCCUCCUUCUCCGUCUUCUUCUGUAAUUAUUUUUCUUUUUAUUCUGACCGUCAGACGCAGAAUGUCUGAAAGCUCAUUGGCAGACAGCUGUUCCUCUUUUUCGAAGUCAUUUUUUUUAUUUGUGAGACAAAGAAGCCGUGCAUUUGCUUGUUUUGAAUGUAUGUCACUACAAAGAGUUAUUGUAUUUAUUUUGUCAAGUAUUAUUUUUAUUAUGAAGAAUCAUCUUUUACUGCCAAAAUGCUACUUUACAGUGUACAGUACUUAAUUCUCCCUGUUUGAUUAUUUGUCAUAAAACUAUUGCAGAGAACAGUCUGUUAGGUAAGCGUUUAAUCUAUUUAAUACACUGUAUUAAAACAAAACACUACGUAUGUUUUUACUCACUUUUUUCCAAAGAUUGUCACUUUUUUAAUAAGGUAAUAAGGUAAGGGUUUUGUAUAGGAAUGUGUGGAGGAUGUGUUGGUGACAGUGGCAUGUGUGUGGAAUAAAAAUGUUAAAGGAUUUUAUAAA